This is a messenger RNA of Boleophthalmus pectinirostris (great blue-spotted mudskipper), 1785 nucleotides long. It is a transcript of the gene nanos2, whose product is annotated as nanos homolog 2. Bases 1312 to 1770 code for a protein of 152 amino acids. Gene Ontology annotation, cellular component: perinuclear region of cytoplasm. Gene Ontology annotation, biological process: oogenesis; negative regulation of translation. The record is from RefSeq and is a predicted model, not a curated record. The transcript has a single exon. Gene Ontology annotation, molecular function: mRNA binding; zinc ion binding. Lineage: Eukaryota; Metazoa; Chordata; Actinopteri; Gobiiformes; Gobiidae.
CCUUACUCCAUCAUACUGUAGACAGAGGCCAGGGACACGUGGAAUAAAAGCCUCCAUCUGAUCAAAACACCACCACGAGCAGUAUCACAAUACAGUUUACUAUGGCCUAUGUGUUAAUGAACCACAAAGCAAAGGGGAGUAAGUACUGACAUCUUUAGCUUGCCAUUUGCUUCGAGUGCUAAAUCAGCUCAUCACAGCUACAGUUCAUGAUGGUGUGUCAGUUGUAAACAAAUCUGCGGUAUUAUACAGCAGAUUUGUUAACACUUGAGACAUAAGCUAGCAUCAUAAAACAUAAUGUGAAGGAGAAGCAGGUAUCAGCAAUUCAGCAUAGGCCCCACAUAUAGUUAAUGCCAAAGCUAAUACGUAGUAGCUAGCUAGCUAGUGAAUCUAGCUUCAUUUGCUGCGUAAAGAUUAGCUAGAGUGACAAACACAAACCUUCCCAAAAUGUCAAAUUUCAGACCUAAUAUGUAUUUAAAUUCGAUUUUAAAGAGCCGACUCAUGAUACACUAUUGAUAAAACGUGUAUUUGUUAUCUAACCUGUCAGAUUGGGCUCCUUAAUCCCCUUCUGUGCUAGGCCACCGUUUACAGCCGUCGCCGGUAAUGCUUUGCGCGCAUGCGUAUACACAAUUACGCACCACUGGCGCACACGACACAAGACAGCAGCGCGCACAAUCCUACACCACCCCCGCAUUUUCUACUCGUCUACGUACAAGUCCAGCAUUUACUCUAUAGACUAAUAUCAAAAGACCAUUAGUUUAAGAAUAUAGCCACGUUCACACGGCCAAACGCAGAUUUUGUUGGGUUUAUUCUACUGGCCGUCUGUAAUAAACUAAAACACUGGGACAAAAUGUGUGAUGGGCAUACGGUUAAAAUAUUAUCACUGCAACAACUUGUCCCGUGACAGCGCUGACAAUGAAAUUGUUACAUAUACUAUAGGGGUGACGAUGGGACACCUGCACCUGUCACCCGGGACUCACUUUGUCUGAUGCCCUGGCGCCAGCAUCCGACGCAGAAAUAAACGCUACAUUUGUAAUGGAUAUGGACAGCACUGGCCAAUUAAACUAUUAUAAGUUAUGAGCAAACGUUGAAAGUACCUGAUCUAUUUAACGUAGGACUGGUCUUUAAACUUUCAACAGUUUGUUUGGUGAUGAUAGUGGCGCCGGUCCGACCCCGAAUAAAACGAGAUGAAAAGCCUUCUGAAAGCACCUGGGUGACCCCUGUGCGACCUCUAAAGAAUGAUCAACUUUGAUACAUUCGUGCCAUUAAUCCUGGGUAUAAAAUGAGCCUCAACUUGAGACAAGCAGAAACAACAUGGGGGAUGCAAAAAUGUCAUCAACGCAGAGACGCGUCCUUUCUGACCAGCGGUGCUCCGGGCCGGAUUGCUUCGACAUGUGGCAUGACUACAUGAACCUGGGAAAAUUGCUGCUGAGAUCGCAGGACGGGCCAAAGGCGCAAGGGUGGGAGAACCAAAAGAGACGGUCCCAGCCGGGCACCUCGCGCGCGCGAGGGGACAGUACCAGCUCCCUCAGCAGCCUGUCGGACAACAGCCAAAGCGGGAGCCCUUCCGACUUCUGCCGCUUUUGCAAACAGAACGGAGAGACCGCCAGGGUGUAUCGGUCGCACAAGCUGAAAGCGAGCGACGGCAGAGUGAUGUGUCCCAUCUUGUGGAAUUACACUUGUCCAGUCUGCGAGGCCACCGGGGAUGAGGCGCACACACGCAAGUACUGCCCAAUGCUGCAACUGCAGGACGCAAAGGGCAUGCAACAUUGAACAUAUCACACAAAG